UUUUUAUGGUAAGUUAUACCGCAAUGUUAAGCUUUGGAUGUUUUAUAGAAUAAACAAGUAGUGAGUGGGAGGCGCUUCUGAAAUAAAUGGGUUUAAAUGUAGCCUUAAUGUUCUUUAUUUGCGUAACAUGAUGCUGAUUUUCCCUGAAGAGUUAGGGGCGUUCUAAAUAGCCUUAUAAAUAGGUACUCAAAUUAUUUGCAGUUAUACAUGACAGUACUGUUUAGGUAGGUACUCUAUGCAUGACCCGGGAGUCAAACCUUCUUGCUCGAAUCUAGUCUAAUUACAAAGAGGGAGCACCUACAUACUUAGGUGACUCAUGAAGAAAUUGUGAUAUAACUGUGGGGUUCGACUCCCAGAUGUUGACGAUGUUGUGUUGAGAAUGUAAGUAGAUUCGUCCCCUAUUAUUUAUAUCAUUAUUCAUAUCCUUUAAUAUGUAGAAGUCCCAUAGCAACUACUACACAUCGCCUAGUACUGUCAAAUAUUGUGGUCGGUACAUCCUGACCGCAGGGCGUCCCAUCGCUCCCGACUUAUCAGAAACGUGUCAUGAGUUUGCACACGACGUUCCUACGGGUACUCUGGUACCUACAGGACAUAUGGGUAUCGUGUGCAGGUUUCUGGGUAUAUAUAGUGUGCUCCAGGCCUGGAAGACCAUACUCGAGCCGUGGACAUCACGGCUUGAACAAAGUAAAUAGUAAUAUUUUGUGGAGCAGUAGAAAAUCUUGUGUAAGACAAGAUGUCGGACGCUAAGAAGAACCUGUUGCUAUUCUUCGACCGGCCCUCGGAGCCGUGCUUCAUGCAGAAGGGAGAUGAGAAGGCUGUCUUCGAGAUCCCUGAUCACUACUACCCCGACAAAUACAAGCAGUUAACAAGCACGAUCUCCAACCGUUUCGGUGGUGAUGCCGGCCGAGCCAUCCCCGUGCGGAACAUCGCGCUGCCCAACCUGGCGCUGCCCAUGGAGCUGCCCUACAACGACCAGUUCUCGUUGUUCGUGCCCAAGCACCGCGUCAUGGCGGGCAAGCUUAUUGACAUCUUCAUGGGUAUGCGUGACUUAGAAGACCUGCAGUCGGUGUGUUCCUUCUGCCAGCUGCGCAUCAACCCUUACAUGUUCAACUACUGUCUCUCCGUCGCUAUACUGCACAGGCCCGACUGCAAGGGCGUGAACAUCCCCACGUUCGCGGAGACGUUCCCGGACAAGUUCAUGGACCCCAAGGUGUUCCGCAAGGCCAGGGAGGUCAGCAACGUUGUCACCUCCGGGAACAGGAUGCCAGUGACCAUCCCGGUGAACUACACAGCGAACUCGUCAGAGCCGGAGCAGCGCGUCGCGUACUUCCGCGAGGACAUCGGCAUCAACCUGCACCACUGGCACUGGCACCUGGUCUACCCCUUCGACUCGGCUGACCGGUCUAUUGUGAACAAGGACCGGAGGGGAGAGCUGUUCUAUUAUAUGCAUCAGCAGAUUAUUGCUAGAUACAACAUGGAGCGUCUGUGCAACGGGCUGCAGCGAGUCCGGCGGUUCAUGAACUUCCGCGAGCCCAUCGACGAGGGCUACUUCCCCAAGCUCGACUCGCAGGUCGCCAGCAGGGCCUGGCCGCCCAGGUUUGCAGGCACCACAAUCCGCGACCUGGACCGGCCGGUGGACCAGAUCCGCGCCGACGUGUCGGAGCUGGAGACGUGGCGGGACCGCUUCGUGCAGGCCGUCGAGAGCCUCACUGUUACACUCCCGAACAACCGUCAAAUGCCACUAGACGAGGAGCGAGGCAUCGACAUCCUGGGCAACAUGAUGGAGUCUUCCAUCAUCAGCCCCAACCGCGGCUACUACGGCGACCUGCACAACAUGGGACACGUCUUCAUCUCCUACUCCCAUGACCCUGACCACAGGCAUCUGGAACAAUUCGGCGUGAUGGGUGACUCGGCGACGGCGAUGCGGGACCCGGUGUUCUACCGCUGGCACUCGUACAUCGACGACCUCUUCCAGCUCUACAAGUACAAGCUCAACCCUUACACCGAUGAUAAGCUGGACUUCCCCGGCAUCCGUCUGUCCAGCAUCUCCCUGGAAGGCCCGGCAGGCAACAACACGGUGGGCACGUUCUGGGAGCUGAGCACGGUGGAGCUGGGCCGCGGACUGGACUUCACCCCCCGAGGGUCGGUGCUGGCCAGGUUCACGCAUCUGCAGCAUCAGGACUUCACUUAUGUUCUGGAAGUGAACAACACAUCGGGUCAGGGUGUGAUGGGCACGGUGCGUAUCUUCAUGGCGCCGGCCGUCAACGAGCAGGGCCAACCGCUCGGCUUCGACGAGCAGAGGAGGGCCAUGGUCGAGCUCGACAAGUUCACUGCUGGCUUACGUCCGGGCAACAACACGAUUCGUCACCGCAGCUUGGACUCCUCAGUCACCAUUCCCUACGAGAGAACCUUCCGCGACCAGUCCGCCCGUCCCGGCGACCCGGGGUCUGCGGAGGCGGCGGAGUUCGACUUCUGCGGCUGCGGGUGGCCGCACCACAUGCUCGUCCCCAAGGGCACUGCGCAAGGGUACCCCGUCGUGCUGUUCGCCAUGAUCUCCAACUGGGCUGAGGACAGGGUGGAACAAGACCUAGUAGGGUCCUGCAAUGAUGCAGCAUCCUACUGCGGCAUCCGCGACCGGCGCUACCCCGACAGGCGAGCCAUGGGCUUCCCCUUCGACCGCCCGGCGCAGGCGCAGGCUCUGUCAGACUUCCUCAGACCCAACAUGGCCGUUAACGAUGUCACUAUAAGGUUCUCUGAUACUACGAGACCAAGGCAGCAGAGGCGGUAGGAAGUAAUUUAAAUAUAUAGUUUAUACAUAUAGGAAGUUUUUGGCUAGUGUGCAAAAAAAUACUAAAAUAUUCUAUCAUUAAUUUUUCCACUGAUAAUAACUGAUAAAUGAACAGAAAGUUGCGCAUUGGUUGAAAAUCAUCCUGUAUAGUGUACGUUUGUAGUAGCUUAUAACUUUAUGAGAAUAAGUACUUCUAUCGACUUUUGUAUACCAUCUGAGGAUAAAAAUGUGCUACAAUAUGAAAAAAAACCUACCUCUGAGAGUAAUUGAUAAAAGCAGUAACAACAUUAUAGAUACUAUUAACUAACUGAAUAUUUUAUUCGUCAUAAGAAAAUACUUUAAUAAACACAGAAUUUCAACUUUGAAAUGUAAGACAGAUACAAACAUAGAUGGCGCCACAUUUAGCUUCUAGAAAUAAUUUUAUUUUACAAAAUAAUCUUAUUAUAUUAGGUAUUUAGUUAAUUAUAAUUCAUAAUUAUCACUUAGGUACAUUACUCCUAUUUUAGUCUUAAUGCCGUGGUGCCAUCCGUACAUAGUUAACGUAACUAUUGGGUGUGUAGGUCUGACCCGUCUGACGCGUCUGACCGUCUGCCCGCGAGGGCGGAGCCCCGGCGCAGGCCUUGCGGCUGUCGGGAGUACGGCCCGGGCGAACUGGCCGCUAGUAUAAAGAAACCUUAUUAUUAUACCAAGUGCCAUCAUAAACAUCAUUGUUUUAAUUAAAUAUAUUUUAACUGUAGAAGAUGACCAUUUAAUAAGUAACUAACUAAUAAUUUUGCAAGGAAAAUACAUAUUUUGAAUAGCAAAUAUAGGUCUUCUCUACUCUUUUUACCCGACUGUGCCAAGCAAAGAGGGUAAUUAUCUUCAUUUAUAGAGUUAUUAUAUACCAUUUCUAUCAUGUUGGUCUGUCUUUUAAUAUCUAUCAGGUCGUUUCUCAAUAAAAUAUAUGUAUUAUGUUCUGAAUAGUCUAUGACAGUGUAUACUAUGUAAUGUUUACCUACUUAACUGUUGUUAUAAAUACAAAUUAGCUGGCACCCAAUAGACAAUUAAAUAUUAAUCAAUUAACUGUUAAUGUAAUGAUAACUAUGUACCCACAAAUUAAAAUGCAUAUCUAUCAUUUUUUAUUGCAUUGCUCAUACAUAACUGUGUUUAAAAAUAACUAUUUAAAGUAUGCUAAAUAUAUUAAUAAGGAUUCUUUAAAAUAAUGUUGUUACUGAAACGAACUUGGCUUAUAUCAUACCGGACUCCGAUUUUACUUUUGUUUAUCAUAUUUAAUAGUAUAUAAGUUUAGUUUUAAGUAAACGGGUCUGUAAAUACGUAGAAUAGUUCCUAAUAUUAUGUACACAGUGUAAAUAGAUUUGUGACUCUUGAGACUGAAUAUAUUAGCCUUUUGCCAA
Molecule: messenger RNA, 4182 nt
Organism: Helicoverpa zea (corn earworm)
Lineage: Eukaryota; Metazoa; Arthropoda; Insecta; Lepidoptera; Noctuidae
Gene: PPO1
Product: phenoloxidase subunit 1-like
Exons: 15
Coding region: 734-2788 (684 amino acids)
Molecular function (GO): oxidoreductase activity
Source: RefSeq, a predicted model, not a curated record